Messenger RNA from Ailuropoda melanoleuca (giant panda), 1824 nucleotides. Its product is annotated as zinc finger protein 484-like. Lineage: Eukaryota; Metazoa; Chordata; Mammalia; Carnivora; Ursidae. Gene Ontology annotation, biological process: regulation of transcription by RNA polymerase II. The transcript is spliced from 2 exons. Gene Ontology annotation, cellular component: nucleus. Gene Ontology annotation, molecular function: DNA-binding transcription activator activity, RNA polymerase II-specific; RNA polymerase II cis-regulatory region sequence-specific DNA binding. The record is from RefSeq and is a predicted model, not a curated record. Bases 1 to 1824 code for a protein of 607 amino acids.
AUGAAUUCUCAUACAGAAACGAAUGCUUGUGAAUAUAACCAGUAUAAGAAACUUCUGAGUCAUAAGCAAGCUCUCACUCAACAUCAAGGAAUUCAUACUGGUGAGAAUCUCAAUUUAUUUUCUGAUUAUGUAAAAAUUUUCACCCAGAAGCCACACCUCUUCGGACAUCAAAGUAUUUAUACUGAAGAGAAACAGCAUGAAUACAGCAAAUGUGAGAUAGUCUUCACUCAGAAGCCCCAACUUGCUGUACCUCAGAAGGCUUCUAUAGGCAGGAAACCCUGUACACGCACUGAAUAUGAGAAGGACUUGUCCCUCAAGUCAAAUCAUGAGAAAACUCACACUGAGGAGAAUCACUGUAAAUGCAGUGGAUAUGGAAAAGCCUGUAUCCAGAAGUCAGAUCUGUUCAGAUGCCAGGGAAUUCAUAUUGGAGAAAAACCCUAUGAAUGUAGUGAAUGUGGGAAAAAUGUCUCUCAGAAUUCAAACCUCAAUGAACAUAAAAAAAUCCAUACUGGAGAGAAACACUUUGAAUGUACUGAAUGUGGAAAAGCCUUCACAAGGAAAUCAACUCUAAGUAUGCAUCAGAAAAUUCAUACAGGAGAAAAACCCUAUGUAUGUGCCGAAUGUGGGAAAGCCUUUAUCCGGAAGUCACAUUUUAUUACACAUGAGAGAAUUCAUACUGGAGAGAAACCUUAUGAAUGCAGGGACUGUGGAAAGUCCUUUAUAAAGAAGUCACAACUGCAUGUGCAUCAGCGAAUUCACACAGGAGAGAAUCCCUUUAUAUGUACAGAAUGUGGGAAGGUCUUCACUCACAAGACAAAUCUCAUUAUACAUCAGAAAAUUCAUACUGGAGAGAGACCUUAUAUAUGUACUGAAUGUGCAAAGGCCUUUACUGACAGGUCAAAUCUCAUUAAACACCAAAAAAUUCAUACUGGAGAGAAACCCUAUAAAUGCAGUGACUGUGGAAAAUCAUUCACCUGGAAGUCACGGCUCAGGAUACAUCAGAAGUGCCAUACUGGAGAGAGACAUUAUGAAUGCAGUGAGUGUGGGAAAGCCUUCAUCCAGAAGUCAACACUAAGUAUGCAUCAGAGAAUUCAUAGAGGAGAAAAACCCUAUGUUUGCACUGAAUGUGGGAAGGCCUUCUUCCACAAGUCACAUUUUAUUACCCAUGAGAGGAUUCAUACUGGAGAGAAACCUUAUGAAUGCAGUGAUUGUGGGAAAUCCUUCACAAAGAAGUCACAACUCCAUGUACAUCAGCAGAUUCACACAGGAGAGAAACCCUACAGAUGUGCUGAUGAAUGUGGAAAAGCCUUCACUCGGAAGUCAGGCCUCCAUAUACAUCAGCAAUCUCACACUGGAGAGAGACACUAUGAGUGUAGCGAAUGUGGGAAAGCCUUUGCAAGAAAAUCAACACUAAUUAUGCAUCAGAGAAUUCAUACAGGAGAGAAACCCUAUAUUUGUACAGAAUGUGGGAAGUCUUUCAUCCAGAAAUCACAUUUAAAUCGGCAUCGGAGAAUUCAUACUGGAGAAAAACCCUAUGAAUGCAGUGACUGUGGGAAGGCCUUCAUUAAGAAGUCACAACUCCAUGAACAUCAUCGAAUUCACACAGGAGAGAAACCAUUUAUAUGUGCUGAGUGUGGAAAAGCAUUCACCAUCAGAUCAAAUCUUAUUAAACACCAGAAAAUUCAUGCUAAACAGAAACCCUAUAAAGGCAGUGACUUUAGGAAAGCCUUAAACUGGAGGCCACAGCUCAGUAUACAUCAGAAAUCGGAUUCUGGGGAAGUGGAGUGCCCAGCAUCCCAAUCAUGGUGUGGGGAUACACCGUAG